Molecule: messenger RNA, 1509 nt
Organism: Purpureocillium takamizusanense
Lineage: Eukaryota; Fungi; Ascomycota; Sordariomycetes; Hypocreales; Ophiocordycipitaceae
Exons: 1
Coding region: 115-1509 (464 amino acids)
Source: RefSeq, a predicted model, not a curated record
UGAAAUGCCUCGAGUCCCUUCUCAUCUUCAUACUUGGGCAAUCAUUGCACUCAGCGUGCCACGGACUGCCAUUGAAGGGUUCGACGCGACGCCAAACGUGUGCCACCGCCUACCAUGGCCGCAGCUGCCUCCUCCGCGGGGGACAUUUUCGCGACCGCCCUCGUCAGCUUCUUCCGCCCGCUCUUUGAGCCCGUCGACGAGGCCCUCUCGCGGUUGCUGGUGCCUUCACGCUCGGCUUACCCGCACCUCAAGUCGUCACUGCUGCUCAGGCGCUCACGAUUAUCGUCACCGUCAUCACCGUCGUCGUCCUCCUCCUCGCCAGCAUCAUCAUCACCAGCAGAGACAUCGCCACGAGAACCGCAGCAGCAGCCACCUCAUCAUCAUCAUACGCAUCCCCCCUCGCGCGAGAGCAGCAAUGACAAUGAUGAUGAUGGUCCCCCGUCGCUGUCGCUACCCCCCGCGGCGGUCGUCGUCGCGGCCGUGCUGCUCAACCACGUGCGGCGCGUGCUCGUGCCCUGGCUGGGGCAGUUCGUGUGGCGGCACCCCAUCGAGGCGAUGAAGCUGGCGCGCUCGUCGCCGUGCUACCUACUGGAGGGAUCGGUCGGGGAGGGGUUCGACUGGGCGGCGGUGCUGGGAUGGGGGCUGAGAGUGAGGGUGCUGGGUGCGGUGAGGGAGGUGCUGAUGCGGAGGAUGAGGAGGGUUGGUGGGUUGAGGAGCCGGAGGAGGGGAGAGAAGGCCGGGGACGCCGUGGAGGAGAAGAGUGGUGGUGUCGUCGCGAGCGGUGGUCACGAUGAGGGGCGUGCUGGCGAGGGGACGGGUUUCGGGGAGACGCAUCAUCACGGGGGUUCACGGGACGGCAUGCCCGCCGGGGCUAUGGUCGUCGUUGAGCAGGGCAGCCGUGCGGAUGAGAUGCUCUUCGACGUAUGCCGCAUCGUCUACCUCGCAACGUCCAUGGCCAUCCUCGAAGGCGCCUACGCGGAGUCAUGCUGGGCAGCCGCACACAUCUACGCCCUGGUACGCACAACAACGCCGCCGCCGCGCCUCCUCCCAUCCCCUCUCCUCGCCCUCAUCCCCACGGGCCUCCUCCUCCCCCUCAACACAGCCGACGCGGCGGCCGCGCGCGCCUACGUCCUCGACGCGCUCGCCUCGCACCGGCUGGCGAGCAUCUUCCAGGCCUGCCUGCUGGCGCACUGGGCCGUGGCGACGCUGCUCCCCACGACGGCGUGGGUGGUGGUGGCAGCGGUCAGGGGCGCGCUGCGCGGCAGCGGAGGGGACGUGUACACGCCGGCGGCGGCGUACGCGCUGUGGGCGGGGACGGCGCUGCUGGUGCGCAAGUCGAACAAGUACUUUAUCGUGCUGGAGAUGAGCGAGAUGCUCGUCACGUUUGGGUGGCUGGCGCUGGGGUUGGGGGUGCUUGCUGUUUGGACGGUGGAGGUGCUGGCGGCGAGGAGGGAGAGGAAGGAGGGGGCUGACGAGAGGGCGGCCUGGAGUCAGGGAGCGAGGUAUUGA